AUGCUGCAGCGUUUCUCUCGUCGGUCGUUACGGGGCUACCGCGGCGCGCAGCAGGUGGCAGCGCUGAGGUGCUCGCUGCGAUUCGGCAUGAAUGUUGGCGGAUCGUACUACCAGGAGUCGGAUACGGCCGGGAUUCAUCAGAUGAACAACGACCUCCGGCUGGGCCUUGUCAUCAAGCCGCAGAGCACGCUCGUGGAGCUGUGGGAGCAGGCGCUGAAGGCAUGGCCAACCCGCCGCUUUCUGGGGAGCAAGAUGUGGGUGCGCGGCAAGCUUGGCUACGUCUGGGCCACGUAUGAGUCCAUCAACACUGAAGUUGAGGCGAUGCGGACACUGCUACAUCAGAUGGGCGUCGAGAAGGGAUCUCGUGUUGUGGUUAUUAGCGAGAACCGCUAUGAGUGGGUUGUGGUACACUUCGCCACCAUGCAGCUGGGGGCGCACUUUGUGGCGCUUCCCACCAAUAUCACCCCGUCCGAGGCGCAGCUCGUGGUGAGGAGCACACAGUCCAAGGUUCUCUUUGUCGAGACAAAGGCGUCGUACGCAGCAGUCAAGGGGUGGAUUGGUCGUGUGGGGCAGCUUGAGCACGCCAUUUGUUUUGAGGAUCAGGUUGGGGAGGGCAGCUAUGCAGUUGCGAUUAGCAUUGCGGCAGACGUGCCUGAGAAAACUCCUGCGCGAACGGACGUCCGUGCUGAGGACACCGCGAUGAUUGUCUUCACAGCUGGCACCACGGGGCCGCCAAAGGGUGUCAUGUUGUCUCACAAGAACAUCGUUGCGAACGUCAGCUCUGUGUAUGCUAGCCUUGGCGAGGCGCUGACGCACAGCGACAUGUUCAUGUCGCUGUGCUCGUGGUGCGUUGCGGGCAGCCUAACGGCAGACUUGUAUCAGGCACUGUGCAAAGGCGCGUGCGUGUGCAUCCCCCCUGAAACCCUGGAGGGAUUCCAAGACUUACCCCUUGUUAACCCGAGCGUCAUUGUCUCUGUGGCGCAGCCCUUUCAGCGCGCGUACGCGAACAUCGUCGACGACAUAUUGAACCGUGGUAGCUUCACCAAGGACCUCACCCGCCUCGUCGUCGGUCGCAUCACCGAAAACCGUCUCAUGUUCAAGAAACCGGGCCGCACACUCCGGGCCUUCUCCCACGCUCUGCUCGGCAAGUUCAAGGCACAGUUUGGCUCGGAGUUGCGCGUCGUCAUCAUUAUCGGCCACCAGCUCACCAAGGAUCAGUCAGAGCUCAUGGCGGACCUGGAUGUGUUUGUGGUGAACACGUACGGCUGCAUGGAGGCGGGUGGGCUCAUCGCCACCGAUGUGGAUGUGCCGCAGCGUCUCAAAGCUUUGCCCGGUCUUGAGGUGCGCGUCGUAAACGAGAAAAACGAGAUUGUGGCGCCAGGGGACUUGGGCGAGAUCCUCGUAGAGGCCCCCAACGCCAUGCAGGGCUACUUUGACGUGCACAUCGACCCAGAGGAGGCGAAGAAUUCGCUGGUGGAGUACGGAAGCCGCACCUUUGUGCGGUCCGGCGACUACGGCACCCUCACCGGAGGAUGGAUAACGGUGAGGGGCAACAAAGACGUCCUCAUCAAGUUGGCGAACGCCAAGACGGUGAACCCGCUCGAGGUGGAGGCGACCCUGACAAAGAGCCCGUUCAUUAAGCAGGUCUUCAUCUACGGAAAUGGUCGCCCUUACGUCGUGGCACUCGUGGUGGCCAACACUAAGGCCAUCGCCGCACACUUGCGCAAGGUGGAGCGUCGAGAUGGUAUACCGCUCGUCAACGAUAGGGAAAAGGCUGAUUGCAUCCGCGCCGAGCUGCGGCGCGUCUCGCAGGACUUGCCCCCUCGCACUCACGUUCGCCGCUUUGCCUUUGUGGACGAAUUUACCCUCGCCAACGGCUUCAUGACGGUGAAGAUGGGCUACGCACGCCAAAAGAUCGAGGAUCACUACGUGCACUACUUUGAGGCCUUGUACGAUGAGACGCCGAAGUUUUACGGGUUUGCUGUUGAUGACUACGAUGACUUGUUCUAG
Leishmania braziliensis MHOM/BR/75/M2904 is the source of this 2010-nucleotide messenger RNA. Its product is annotated as putative long-chain-fatty-acid-CoA ligase. The transcript has a single exon. NCBI's taxonomy places the organism in Eukaryota, Euglenozoa, Kinetoplastea, Trypanosomatida, Trypanosomatidae. Gene Ontology annotation, molecular function: long-chain fatty acid-CoA ligase activity. Bases 1 to 2010 code for a protein of 669 amino acids. Gene Ontology annotation, cellular component: membrane. The record is from RefSeq and is a predicted model, not a curated record.